AUGAGCAGCAGCAGCGUCCCCCAGCUGCUACUGACGGGGGAGCACGAGGCUGCCGACGGCACGGAGCUCUCCCUAAGAGAAGCCUUCGCCCUCCUCCGACCCCGCCUCCGGCCGCCCUUCCCCCUGCGGAGCCCCUCCUCCCCCGCCGAGUACCACCAGCUAAUCCUCGCCCUCGCCUACGGCGCCCUCUCCGAUCACCCCCGCGCCGCCCGCGCCCACCUCGUCCACCUCCAUGCCACCGUCUCCGACGGGUACUCCCUCUUCACCCGUACCCUCCUCCACCUCUCCCUCCACUCCUUCCCCAGGCUCCUCCCCUCGGCACGGGCCCGCCUCCUCUCCGUCACCUCCGAGCUCAUCGGCACUGCCGCCGUGGGGGUCGACCGCCUGGUCGUCUCCCUGCUCCGGUGGGUCCACAUCGGGGACUUCUCCCCUCCCAAUCUCUGGCUCGCGGAGCAGCUCCUGGGGGUCCUCACCCUCCGCUGGAGCUGGCUCCUGGAGGAGCCCUCCGUCCUCACCUCCGCCCUCUUCCUCUUCCUCCGCCUGCUCUCCGACCACUACAGGCUCGCCGCCGGUGACGGCAGGAUGGACUCCCUGAAGAGCGCCGAGGUGGGCUUCUGCGUCAGGGCCCUCCGGGAGCAGUUCCACCUCUGCGUCGCCAUCGGCAGAGACCUCGUGCGGCUCCUGCAGGACCUCGUCUCCGUCCCCGAGUUCCGCCGCUUGUGGGAAGACCUGUUGAUCCGCCCCUCCGACAUCUCCCGACUCUACCGGCGGAGCACGCCGGCGGAGUACCUCCUGAUGGGAAUUACGCCGGAGAUGGAGACGAGGAUGAGGUUCCUGCUGAGCCAAGUGAAGACGGGGAGCCGGCGGCGGUACCUGGAGUGGUUCGCCGGGAAGUUUCUUCGCCGGCCGGAGCAGGAGGCGGCGGCGGUGGACCUCGUGCGGUUCGUCUGCUGCGCGCACCACCCCCCCAACGAGGUUCUCCGCUCCGACGUGGUGCCGAGGUGGAUGAUGGUGGGGUGGCUGCUCACGGCCUGCCGGAAGAACUACUUCGCCGCCGGCGCCAAACUGGCGCUCUUCUACGACUGGCUCUUCUUCGACGAGGUCAACGACAGCAUCAUGAACAUCGAGCCGGCGAUCCUGCUAAUGGUCAACUCCGUGCCGGAGUACGUGGAGCUGACCCAGACACUGAUGGAGUUCCUGCUCCUGCUGGUGGACCACUACGAUGAGGGUCGAAGGGAUUUGAUUCUUCAGAGCGUUCGGAAGGCCUUCCGGGAGGUGGUGAGGAAGGGGGUAGUGCAGUCCCUGGAUGCCCUGUCCACCUGCAGCCUGAUCUCCCCGGCUCUCAGGGAGAGUUUCACCAGGCUCAUCCAUGGAUCCAACCCAGCUCAAGCUCAAGCCGUUGACUGA
Spirodela intermedia is the source of this 1407-nucleotide messenger RNA. Lineage: Eukaryota; Viridiplantae; Streptophyta; Magnoliopsida; Alismatales; Araceae. The record is from the annotation of a GenBank genome assembly.